AUGGGUUCGUCAAGUUCCCCUAUGCUCGUCAACAAGGGCGUCCCAGGUAUCCCAUAUUUCACCCCUGCCCAUACUGCGGAUCCGGGUGCGCCGUUCACUGCAUCUCCCGAUACCCCGACACUGUUCACUCCUCUAAAGAUCCGUUCCAAGACACUGCGCAACCGCAUAAUAGUGGCACCGAUGUGCCAAUAUUCCACGGCUUCUUCGGGUCCAGAUAUUGGCAAGCUCACCGACUAUCACAUCGCAACGCUAGGCCAUUACGCCCUGAAGGGAGCGGCUUUAGUCUUCAUUGAAGCAACGGGCGUGCAGCCAAAUGGACGAAUUAGCCCCAACUGCCCCGGGCUAUGGAGUGACGCGCAGACUGAAGGCGUCAAACGCGUCUCGGACUUUGUCAGGUCGCAGGGUGCCCUGUCCGGGAUCCAGCUAGCUCACGCCGGACGAAAGUCAAGCACCAUGCCGCCGUGGCUGGCGUCAUCUGUCAAGAGACCGUCUGUCCGCGCGGACAAGGAUGCCGAUGGAUGGCCAGACGAUGUGGUAGGACCGAUGGGCGGGCCAGAGGAGAGCUGGGAUGGCAAAGGAUUAUCGCAGGAUGGCGGCUUUUGGCCUCCGAGGCAGUUGAGUGUGGAGGAGAUCCAAGGCGUGGUCAAGGCAUUUGCAGAGAGCGCGCGCAGAGCCGUGGAAGCCGGCAUCGACGUUAUUGAAAUCCACGCUGCUCAUGGCUAUCUGAUACAUCAAUUCCUCAGCCCCAUCACAAAUAGGCGCACCGACCAGUACGGCGGCAGCUUCGAGAAUCGCACACGCAUGCUGGUUGAGGUCAUCAAAGCAGUCCGGGCGCACAUACCACAAGAUAUGCCUCUGUUCUUGCGGGUCAGUUCCACGGAGUGGAUGGAGGAGACGGACUUGGGGAAGCAGCUUGGAAGCUGGGAUGUGGAAAACACGAUGAAACUGGCUCGUCUACUUCCUGGGUUGGGGGUGGAUCUUCUCGACGUCAGCAGUGGCGGGAAUCACCCUCGGCAGCGCAUCAACAUGUUUUCGUCCAAGGACUAUCAGACCAAGAUCGCGCACCAGAUCCGACAGGUGAUGAAGGCAAACCACCUGAAGUUGCUGAUUGGCGCCGUGGGUCUGAUCACGGAAGCCGAGCAAGCAAGAGACAUUGUUGACGACAAAGGAUCGGACAAGAGUAUCGGAGAGGAAGCCAACGCCGCAAAGGAGAUGACAGAUGCUAAAGGUGGCAAGGAGCCGAUGGCAGAUGUUAUUCUUGUGGCGAGACAAUUUAUGAGAGAGCCGGAGUGGGUGUUGAAGGUGGGUUGGAAGUUGGGUGUUGACGUCGCCUGGCCCAGCCAAUUCCUAAGAGUGAGGUUUCCGAAGCUGUAA
Molecule: messenger RNA, 1374 nt
Organism: Cladophialophora psammophila CBS 110553
Lineage: Eukaryota; Fungi; Ascomycota; Eurotiomycetes; Chaetothyriales; Herpotrichiellaceae
Product: oxidoreductase
Exons: 1
Coding region: 1-1374 (457 amino acids)
Cellular component (GO): intracellular anatomical structure
Molecular function (GO): NADP binding; FMN binding; NADPH dehydrogenase activity
Source: RefSeq, a predicted model, not a curated record